UACAACGCUGCAGACAGAGAUGGUUAUAAUGUUGGCUCUAUCUCGUUCUUUUAUUUCCGCCAUUGCUUGAGAAAGUUUGGAAAUUAUGGGUAAACCAAGAGGUCUCCGCACUGCCAGAAAGCACGUCAACCACCGUCGUGAUCAACGUUGGGCUGACAAAGACUACAAAAAGGCUCAUUUGGGUACAAGAUGGAAGGCCAAUCCUUUCGGUGGUGCUUCCCACGCCAAGGGUAUUGUACUUGAAAAAGUUGGUGUUGAAGCCAAACAGCCUAACUCUGCUAUCCGUAAGUGCGUGAGAGUACAAUUGAUCAAGAACGGUAAGAAGAUCACCGCUUUCGUACCUCGUGAUGGUAGCUUGAACUACAUUGAAGAAAACGAUGAAGUUUUGGUUGCCGGUUUCGGUCGUAAAGGUCACGCCGUCGGUGAUAUUCCCGGUGUACGUUUCAAGGUUGUCAAGGUCGCUAACGUUUCAUUGUUGGCCUUGUACAAGGAAAAGAAGGAACGUCCAAGAUCAUAAGAUGUUUGUGUUUUAGUUUUAAAACCCAU
Molecule: messenger RNA, 546 nt
Organism: Lucilia cuprina (Australian sheep blowfly)
Lineage: Eukaryota; Metazoa; Arthropoda; Insecta; Diptera; Calliphoridae
Gene: RpS23
Product: 40S ribosomal protein S23
Exons: 3
Coding region: 86-517 (143 amino acids)
Biological process (GO): translation
Cellular component (GO): ribosome; cytosolic small ribosomal subunit
Molecular function (GO): structural constituent of ribosome
Source: RefSeq, a predicted model, not a curated record